GGUGCCGGGGAGUGCGGAGGGCGCUCGCCGCCGGAGGUGCGCUCGGGUCCGCGCCGCCGCCGCCCUCGCGACCCGCGCCCUCCGGAUCCCCUGUCCGCCCGCCCGACGGGCCCUCCCCCACCCGCUCUGAGCGCGGACCCCGCGCCCACAGCCUGCCCCGCGGGGAGCCGCCAGCCGAGUCAUGGACCAGAAAAUACCAGAAAUUUUCUCUGUGGAGCUCAGUGGAACUAAAGACAUACAGGAAACAGACGGGUGGCAUGAAAAAGAGAAGUAUAGGGGUCUGAAGAGCAAGCCCUGGGAGCUCAAGAAGCAUCACCAGAAGGAGGAGCUUAAGAAAGACCUGGAUUUGGAUGACCACAAACUCAGCAAUAAUGAAUUGGAAAAGAAAUAUGGAACAAACAUCAUGACGGGUCUCUCCAGUGCCCAAGCUGCCGAGCUCCUGGCUCGGGAUGGGCCCAAUGCCCUGAGCCCUCCCAAGGAAGCACCAGAGAUUAUCAAGUUCCUCAAGCAAAUGGUGGGGGGAUUCUCCAUCCUUCUGUGGGUAGGAGCCAUCCUGUGUUGGAUCGCAUAUGGGAUUCAGUACUCCAAUAAUAAGUCCUCGUCCUUGGACAACGUGUACUUGGGCACUGUGCUCGCUGUGGUUGUUAUUUUGACGGGGAUCUUCGCGUACUACCAAGAGGCGAAAAGCACCAACAUCAUGGCCAGCUUCAGUAAGAUGAUCCCGCAGCAAGCUCUUGUCAUUCGAGAUUCAGAAAAGAAGACCAUCCCUGCUGAGCAGCUGGUGGUGGGGGACAUAGUGGAGAUUAAAGGAGGAGACCAGGUCCCCGCGGACGUCCGCGUGCUGACUGCUCAGGGCUGUAAGGUCGACAAUUCAUCUCUCACUGGGGAAUCUGAGCCCCAGGCCCGGUCCUGUGAGUUCACCCAUGACAAUGCCCUGGAAACAAAGAACAUCUGCUUCUAUUCCACAACAUGCCUGGAAGGCACAGCGACUGGCAUGGUCAUUAACACGGGUGACCGCACCAUCAUUGGUCAGAUCGCCUCACUGGCUUCAGGAGUCGGAAAUGAGAAGACGCCCAUUGCCAUUGAGAUCGAGCACUUUGUUCAUAUCGUGGCAGGAGUGGCUGUCUCCAUCGGCAUCCUUUUCUUCAUCAUCGCUAUGUCCAUGCAGUAUUAUAUCUUGGACUCCAUCAUCUUCCUCAUUGGCAUCACUGUGGCCAAUGUGCCUGAGGGUCUCCUGGCCACUGUCACUGUUACUCUGUCACUGACGGCGAAACGGAUGGCGAAGAAGAACUGCCUGGUCAAGAACCUAGAGGCUGUGGAGACGCUGGGCUCCACCUCCAUCAUUUGUUCAGACAAGACUGGGACUCUGACCCAGAACAGGAUGACUGUGGCCCAUCUGUGGUUUGACAACCAGAUCUUCAUGGCUGACACUAGCGAAAGCCAUUCAAAUCAAGUCUUUGAUCAAAGCUCCGAAACCUGGGCCUCCUUAUCAAAGAUAAUAACAUUGUGUAACCGAGCUGAAUUCAAACCAGGACAGGAAAGCGUCCCAAUCAUGAAGAAAGUUGUGGUUGGAGAUGCUUCAGAAACAGCUCUUUUGAAAUUCUCAGAGGUCAUUUUGGGCGAUGUGAUGGAAAUUAGAAAGAGAAACCACAAAGUGGCUGAAAUCCCUUUUAACUCGACUAAUAAAUUUCAGCUCUCCAUACACAGGACGGAUGACCCCAGUGACAAGCGCUUCCUCCUGGUGAUGAAAGGGGCCCCGGAAAGGGUCUUAGAGAAGUGCAGCACCAUCAUGGUCAGCGGCCGGGAGCAGCCUCUGGACAGGAGCACGGCAGAGGCCUUCCACACGGCCUACAUGGAGCUGGGGGGCCUGGGCGAGCGCGUGCUGGGUUUUUGUCAUUUCUACCUGCCAGCAGAUGAGUUUCCAGAAACCUACUCAUUUGAUAUAGAUGCCAUGAACUUUCCUACAUCCAACCUCUGUUUUGUGGGGCUCUUGUCAAUGAUUGACCCCCCUCGGUCCACUGUUCCUGACGCAGUCACCAAAUGCCGGAGCGCAGGAAUCAAGGUUAUUAUGGUUACAGGCGAUCAUCCAAUCACAGCCAAAGCUAUUGCCAAGAGCGUAGGUAUCAUUUCAGCUAACAGUGAGACGGUGGAAGACAUUGCAAAACGUCUCAACAUUGCUGUGGAACAAGUCAACAAACGGGAUGCUAAGGCUGUGGUGGUGACUGGCACAGAACUGAAGGACAUGAGCCAGGAACAGCUGGAUGAGCUUUUAACCAACUACUCAGAGAUCGUGUUUGCCCGGACAUCCCCCCAGCAGAAGCUGGUCAUUGUGGAGGGCUGUCAGAGGCAGGAUGCAGUUGUCGCUGUGACGGGGGAUGGAGUUAAUGAUUCUCCAGCUCUAAAGAAGGCAGACAUUGGGAUCGCCAUGGGGAUAGCAGGCUCCGACGCCGCCAAAAACGCAGCUGACAUGGUCUUGCUGGACGACAAUUUCGCAUCCAUAGUCACAGGGGUGGAGGAAGGUCGCCUGAUCUUUGACAACCUAAAGAAGACAAUCGCAUAUACGCUGACCAAGAACAUUGCCGAGCUGUGCCCCUUCCUGAUCUACAUCAUCGUUGGGCUUCCCUUGCCCAUUGGCAGCAUUACUAUCUUGUUCAUCGACUUGGGCACAGACAUAAUCCCCUCCAUUGCCUUGGCUUAUGAGAAAGCUGAAAGUGACAUUAUGAACAGAAAGCCUCGCCACAAGAAGAAGGACAGACUGGUGAAUCAGGAACUUGCCAUUUACUCUUACCUGCACAUCGGCCUCAUGCAAGCUGUGGGGGCUUUUGUGGUGUAUUUUGCUGUGUACGCACAGGAGGGCUUCCGCCCCACCGCACUUAUCAGUCUCCGGGUAGAAUGGGAAAAGGACUAUGUGAACGACUUGGAGGACAGCUACGGACAGGAGUGGACGAGGUCCCAGAGGACGUACCUGGAAUGGUCAGGCUACACGGCUUUCUUUGUUGGCAUCAUGGUCCAGCAAACAGCCGAUCUCAUCAUCAGGAAGACUCGGAGGAAUUCCAUCUUCCAGCAGGGUCUCUUCAGAAAUAAAGUCAUCUGGGUGGGAAUUGCCUCGCAGGUCAUCAUUGCAUUGAUCCUCUCCUACGGCCUUGGAAGUGUCACGGCCCUGAACUUCACCAUGCUCCGGUGAGCUCCCCUCUGCAGUGGGCGGGAGGGG
Molecule: messenger RNA, 3211 nt
Organism: Manis javanica (Malayan pangolin)
Lineage: Eukaryota; Metazoa; Chordata; Mammalia; Pholidota; Manidae
Source: RefSeq, a predicted model, not a curated record